Molecule: messenger RNA, 1043 nt
Organism: Wasmannia auropunctata (little fire ant)
Lineage: Eukaryota; Metazoa; Arthropoda; Insecta; Hymenoptera; Formicidae
Exons: 2
Coding region: 118-702 (194 amino acids)
Source: RefSeq, a predicted model, not a curated record
AUAAUAUAAAUUGUUUUUCUAGCUUCUUACAUUCAUCCAUGUGGCCGUAUAGAACCGAACUACGAACAAUGCCUUGCGAGAAACUUUGAGGACAUAAAAUAUAAGAUCUGUUCAGGGAUGCCGGAACUAAAUGUUCCACCACCCGAGCCACUUGUUAUUGACAAACUAGUUAUUUAUGACACUGCCAGUACUAAGUUGUAUCUUAGAGAUGCAAAAGUAUAUGGAUUUUGUAAUGCUGCCAUAAACUCCAUUUACACAGAUUCUGAUAGGCAGCAUUUCGAGUUUGAUCUCAGUAUUAAGCAUCUUCGUAUGAACGCUACGUAUGACUUUGACAUACACAUACUGACGCAGAUUACUCACAAGGGAAAAGUUCACGUUACUACCGAUUUCGCAAAUGUAAAACUAGGAAUAGAUUUUAAAACGACAACUAAGAACGGUGUUAAACACGCAUAUGCGUCGAAAACGAAAGCGCGUCUCGACGUCAAAGAAUUCAACUACGAGUUCGAUGAGACCGAAAAGGAAUUAGUUGACUUACAUAAAAUACUUAAUAAUGUCGUAACCACCAAUGAAGAGGAAAUGAGGAGAAAAGUUAUACCGUCAUUGGAAAAAGAGAUCUCCAAAAAGAUGAUAUCAAUUUUCAAUGAUAUGUUUCGACAUACCCGUUAUGAAGAAAUAUUUCCCGAAACAACACAAAUUAUCUAGAAUUUUGUGGUCUACUUAGUUUGCUUUUUGCAUCUUGCAUCUUGCGAGGUUGGUCACAAAUUUUGUCUCUACAUUUUAAAAUUUACCGGAUAAUGGAAAAAAAUAUCAUUUUUAUUAUUAAUACAUUGUUAUGUUAGAAUAACAGCGUAUAUUUGUAUAAAUUAAUAAUUAUGUACUUUAUGUCUGUUACUAACAUAUGUUCUUUGUGUCAUUUCAAAUAUCUUUAUCGAAUCAUUUUUAUCGAAAGGGUUUUAAGUAAAAAAAUAUAAUGUUACAUGAUGUUAUAAAAUUAUAAAAAAGUAAAUGUUUAAUAAAGAUGCAACAUACAUUUUUGUUCUGUA